Messenger RNA from Pogona vitticeps (central bearded dragon), 2099 nucleotides. RefSeq lists its product as uncharacterized. Gene Ontology annotation, molecular function: ubiquitin protein ligase activity; metal ion binding. NCBI's taxonomy places the organism in Eukaryota, Metazoa, Chordata, Lepidosauria, Squamata, Agamidae. Gene Ontology annotation, biological process: protein polyubiquitination. The record is from RefSeq and is a predicted model, not a curated record.
GAGGGAGGGAAGACCAAGUACAUUUUGAGAAUUCUUUCGCGUCUCGCUGGGCGCGAGAUGGAGCCCCGGUGGUCGGUAGGAGGCGGCGCCGCCGCGGCUGCACGCCAGGCCACUAAAGCGCCCGGAUCCAGCAGAAUCCCGUGCAGGAAUUUUGCCCGUGGAGCCUGCAGAUGGGGUCAGAACUGUCGAUUCUCCCAUGACAGAAAGGUGACCCAGAUCUGCAGGUAUUUCCAGAAUGGAUUCUGUGGCUAUGGAGACCGUUGCAGCUACCAGCAUAUCUCAGAAGCACCAACCUUGAGCAGAUGUAACUCAGAGUUGGCAUAUCAUGGAUUGCAGGGAAGCGCAUUGUCUCUGAACCGCCGGGGCUCAGAGCCAGCCAUCUUGCCAGAAGCAUCAAUAAGGAGCUGGGGAGGAGCUCGACGUGACUCUGAACCAGCUUUCUCGAGCAUGGCCCAGCUACAGACAAACUUCGGAAAUAUGAGUGUAUCAUUUGAUGAAGAAGAUGAAGAUGUGGAAAAACCUGUCACUCAGUGGCAUCCCCCUAAUUGGGCUCUUAGUAAAGAAUUUGUCCCCAGGGAGGCCACUUCUGAUUCUAGAUCUCAGGAAGAGAAACCUAACACCAUGUCUUUGAUGCCAGAAGAAGUAUCUAUCAAAGAGUGUGCUCCAGCUUCUCUGGUCCCAGAGGAACCGAAGGCAGAUGGUGGUUCUGGAUCAUCUGCAGCAGCUGUUGCAGCUGCAGUGGCACAGAGUGAGGAUGUGGUAUGUGGCAUCUGCAUGGACAAAGUUUCUCAGAAGACCUUACCUGAGGAACGUCUCUUUGGCAUUCUUCCUAACUGUACUCAUGCUUAUUGUGUUGGCUGUAUUCGGAAGUGGCGGAAGAGUCGGGACUUUCACAGUGCGGUGAUAAAGGGCUGCCCAGAGUGCAGAGUCACUUCAACAUACUUUAUUCCCAAUAAGUACUGGGUUUUUGAGUCAGAAGAGAAGGAAAAACUGAUUGAAUCUUUCAAGGCACGGACCAGCAAAAUAAGAUGCAAAUUCUUUGUGAGAGGCAAUGGUCAUUGCCCCUUCAAAUCAGAAUGCAUCUACCUCCAUGAGCUUCCUGCAGGCCAUCUCCCUGCUGCAAGGCCACGACAGAGAUCUGACCGGCGGAGGCGGCAACCUGUUGUCUUCACCCUGUCUCCAUCUGAAAGCUCAGAUGAUGAUGAUGACGACGACAUGUACCUUGUGCAGUGGGCCCUUACCUUUGCGCUGUUACACAGAGAUUCAGAUCUUGAUCUGUCAGAUUUUCUCUGGGAUUCGAGUGAUUCUUCGGACUAGAUGAAUAGACCUUCACUGAAGGCUGUGUUUUUCUGGUUCAGAGAACAGUUGUAUGAAACUGUGUCUAGGAGGAAAAGUGUAUGAUGAGAGACUUCCUGACUCUUGAUCAACUUAGUGGGCCUUACAUGUUUGGCAGGUCUUACAGUAUUUUGACUGGAAUCAAUUAACUGAGAGUAGAUAAUGCAGGGUUCAUUCUGUUUUGAGGGAGUGGGGGAAGCCUCCUGAUCCAAAGGGAAAGAUAGUGCUUUCAGCGUUGUCACCAUGUGAUAUUUUAUGUCUCACAAAUUGCACUGCAAUCUUUCUAUCUUUUGCUUACCUACAUAUUCACAUUUCUUCCCUCCAUGCCCUUAUAAUUAAAUCAUAUCUUGAAAUUCUCAGCAUGAAAUCUCCCAGUUGUCUCUCUUCUAGAAAGGUCUCUGGAUUUUCUGGGGCUCAGACAAUCUCUGUGUAUUCUGGAGAGGCCAAGUGAUUGGAUAUAUUCAUCCUGCUGCACAUUUUCCUCAGGAAGGCAAGUUUGCCUAAACAGUGCUCUCUUCUAGAGCUAGCAUAACCUGCAUCUUACAAUUGUAUAGCAGUCCUGGUUUUUUGUGUCUGUAUAGGAGGCUGUGGGGGUAUGGUAUAAGCUAAACCUUGAAUUUUUAUUGAUCCAGUGAUCAAUUAGUGUCAUAGGCUUAGAUCUCAUAAUUAAAUCCUUAGAAUCAGGGAUCGGUAAGCCCCUAUAUUGUAUUUUUAAUUCUAGAAGAAUGUGGAGAAUAUGAAAUAAAAUGAGCUUUAAAAAUGUA